AUGCAUCGAUUCAAGAUUUACAAAAUUCAGAUGUGCAAAUAUGCAAUGAUAAAUAAGUGUGAUCGAGGGGAAAACUGCACCUUUGCGCAUGACAUAAGCGAACUGAGGAUAAAGCCCGACAUGAGGAAAACGAAGUUAUGUAAAAGUUACAUACUAGGAAAAUGCACUGACCACAACUGCAUUUAUGCCCAUUCAGUGAACGAGCUGAGGGAGGUUGGAAAGCCAGCUAUCUGCCAGCUGCACAGAGAAGGUAGGUGCAUCAAGGGGAACCAAUGCAGGUUUGCGCACUCCAUAAAUGAUAUAAACACGAAGCUGGUUCAGUUUUAUGAGGAUAAGAUGCACCAGGAGGAAAUGGGGUUUUCCCACCUGAACAGCUGCCUGGAUUCCGUAUGCCCGGGAGAAUCGUCUAUGCCGAACAGGGAAGGCAGCACGGGCAGCGACGUGCGCAACGGAGAACUGCUGCACCUGACGCGCCAAGGAAAGCGGGGGGAGUGGAAACUAAACGUAAACUUUAACAACGGUAGUUCCAAUUCAUCAAGUGGCUCCAACCAACACACGAGAGAAAACACAAGGAACGCCAACAGAACAAGCAACACAUCCAAAGGUAUGAACAGAGCAAAUCUGAUAAAAAAGUCCUCAUGCAAUGCGUUCUUAAACAAUAACUUUCCUAAUUUAAACUCUCGGAAGGAAGAAAAAAAGAACGAAAAUAUCCUGAGUGCCAGAAAUGGAAAGUACACAAAAUUAUGUGCAAUCAACAUGAAUAUGAAGAGCACCCAGGGGAGAGUCUACCGGUAUGAUGAACAAUUACUCAUUCAGGAUGAGAAAGAGGAUUAUCUAUUAGAAGGAAGAUUUAAAAAAAUGAAUUACCCUCAAAAUGGAGAGCAGCGUGAUGCAAAUUGUUCCAUUCCAUCUGUGGGGAAGAACUUUACGCCUCCUUUCAAUUUUCGCUCCAUCUUAUCCUUUAAUGGGGAGGAAGCUGGGCAGAAUAGGAACACUAGUGGAGCGGUAGAUUAUAGAAGUGGUACCAGUGGUGAAGACUCCGUUAACUACGGUCUGACAAGAGAAGUGGACGCCCUGGGUGAGGGGUGCACGAUAGGGUUAGGCAACCAAGGUGGAAGCGGCCAUGGGGUAAAUUUUCCGCAGGGGGAAGUGUUCACCAAAGUACGAGACUCGGGAAAGAAGGUGAUUUCCAGUGCAUGUGGGAUAUUCAAGGAGGAAAAGACCAGAAGCCAGGACAACGAUGAUAGGGGAGACGGGUUGGUACAUAGUGAAGACCGCUUCAGAGUUCGGGGACGUGUCUGCUGGGAGGGAAAAACCUACCCCAUGGACAUGCUAUCCAGAAGUAGCGGUGUGGACAGCAAUGAUAACGGAGGAAGGAAGCCACUACAUGGGGGAGAAUGUUACGUCGAGACCUACCCCCCAGAGUUGCAGCAGAGAGGGUCGAAUGACGAUCCGACUCGAAUCACCCCUUACGACAGGAAGGUUGUCCAUUCUGUCCUGGCGACGAACCUUUCAAAUGAGCUGAAGAAGGGAAAUGGAAAAGAUAAGGAUGAGGAGAGAUAUGAUGUGGCCAAAUAUUACGAGUCCGCUUUGUCCAUAAGUAGGGAUGACAUGUUUGAUUUCAUGGGGGGUUCACUCCUGCGGUUGGCACAUGGAAGCGAACACGUCUCGAAUGGAGAUGCAUGCAACACGUGUAAGAGCUACCUGGCUGUGGAUGGGCAGGAAGUAAGAGGCCGUGUUGAUGGGGAAAGGAGGGAGUUGGACGGGGAAAGCAAAACUGGGGUUAUUCGAAGAAUGAGUACUCAGAAUAAAGCUUUGAGCGUCAGGGACAGUGGUCCUCCUAAUGGAAGCAUCCCUCUGAAGGAAAGGGAAGAAGUAUCGGAGAAGGCCAGAUUGGUGGAAGGGGGAAACGAAGAAGGCUACGGGAGGGAUGGAAAGAAAGUGUGGGAGAAACAGGAGGGCGCAGCUAUGUGUGCUUUUGCGGUCGGUGCAUGCCUACAAGGAGAUAACAAGAGGCUCCUGCACACGUCAGAACUCAACACAGAAAGAAGAAACAUUGGAAGGGGUGGCCACUCGCACAAGGGAUCGACUGCCUGUCUGUCUGAGGUGGACAAUGAAAAUGCGAAUGGUAGUAGUAACCACAGCGGUGGAAACCAGAAUGGUGUAUUGAAGGAAGGGUCGGCGGAGGGACUGACCCGAUACGGAAGUGGCAUACGAGGCGAAAGCAACAGCCAGUAUGGCAGUAGCAGCACAGUGGAUAUGUGCGCGCAAAACCUUGAUGAGUUUUUUUUCGGAAGGGUUGAGGAGAGGGGAGUUGGAUCAGGCUGUCGGAAAAGCGGGGGGGUAAUACGCGGUUUAAUGGACACUGUAUCGUUGGGGAGUUAUGAAGACAAGAAGAGGAACGUCCAUGACGGGGCCCACAAUAACGAGCUACUAAAAUACUUUGGAGAGAUGCAACAGUGGAGCGGGUGUUCCAUGCUCGGGAAGCUUCGGACGGAAGAUAGCAACUUACAGAAGGGCGUUAGUGACGAGCAUGGUGAGGGUCGAAUUGACAGUCCAACUGGAUUGGGCGACAUCGAGGGGGCCGCAAACUGUACCAAUAUUAGGCCGUAUAACUUAUUUUCCCCCUUUGGACGGAACCAUCGCGACCUGGGGAGGUUGCCUGAUACCUGCCGUGUGAAGAGCGCAUCACACAGAUGUGUCUCCCAAGAUGAAGUCAUCGUAAAGAGAACGGAGAAGGGAAGCAGCAGUAGCGACCGAGUUGGGAGGAGGCACCUGGCCAGUACCGAGAGUGUAGCUAAUCAGAAGAGGGCAGUUGAACCAGUGCGCGGUGGACAAAGUGGGGGGGAUGUCCCUGUUCACUCACAUGACAGUGAGGGAAGCGACAGUGGCACGAACGGUAGCCGCUACCGCAUGAACGUACGAGGCGAGUCCGGGGGGGAGAGGCAUUUGGGAAAGAAUGGAAGAAACGGAGUCCAAAGUAGUAAUCUAACUGAUAACGCGCGUGUUGACGGAGAUGGGCGGUGCGCAGGAAGCUGUGAUGGGGGCUAUUCACACAUGUCUGGCUUGGUUGCAACGGGUCAGGCACAUUCAUUUUGUAAUGGUGAAACGAAGGUGAGUCGUGACGAAGGAGGGGGGAAGGAGCAGGAGGACCCCGCGGAGUAUGAUCCUAGCGGUGGUUUCGUCGAUGAGCGCUUAGGGGAGAAGCACAAGGUAAGAAGUCUCACCAAGCUCGAAAAUAGCCGUCAAAUGAGGGAAGAAGCAGAGCUACGAAUUGCCUCAAGAAGAGAGAAAAAGAACAACACUCUCCAUGGUCAAGUAAGAAACGCCUCUCCAGUGAUGAGAAACUAUUAUGAUGGAAGUUAUGAUUAUAUUAUCCAUUCGAAUGAGGACGAUAUUAUCAACAAUGAGAAUCGUCUGCUCUAUAGGUGGUUAGGUGUGUCCUCGUUAAGUGAAAGUUGCCCCAUGGGGGUGGGCACCUCUAAUGGGAGUCCCCUCUUCACCUUGGAUGAUAAAGAAUCCUACUUAGCAAAUUUAGAUGCGACAGGAGGCAGUGAAAGUGUCCUAUGGAAUGAGGAAGAGAUGAGUUGUUGGUCCAAGAGGAGCAUAACAAGGGGAAACAUGGUCAACAAUGGUGCAGAGUCUCGACUGAAGAGCAGAGAGGAAGAGUUUUAUCAUUCCACUUUGGGUAACAUCCCAAUUGGGUAUGAAGAAGUGGCAAGCAAAAACAUAUUUAUGCCCAAUUACAAUUGGGACGAUAAGGAGGAGAGACUUGUGAGCACCGAUGAGGGGGCUGUCGGCAUAGCUAAAACGCAGGAGCAGUUAAUGGAGAGGAGAGCGAAGAAGCAUAGGGUGGUGUACAGGAGGGAGACAAAAUUUGAGAAGGGUGAUUACUAUGGUGACUUAACUGGGAGGAAGAUUUUCUCGAGAGGUCAGGCUUGUGACGUGGUGGAGGAGAGUUGCCGCAGGGAGGGGGAAGGGAACUUGAUUGACGGCCUCUCCGGGAAUGGUCCGAUGUGGAAGGAUUUGAAGUGGGACGGAGUCAGCCUUGGACCGCUCGCCAGGGUACACAUGGACGAUGGUGCAGCAGAUGGGUACUCUAACGGGCUAGGACGCAGCCGGAGCAAAGGCACAAUGGGUUUCUUGGGAAAGGAAGGGGACAAGGGAAACGGAUUGGAUAGGGAGAUGAGUCACGCGGAGAAGGUGAAUCAGGGAAGCCACGCAAGCCACGCGCUGACAGCGGCCUUCCUGAACUACGACUACGAGAAAGGGAUCGAGGACGACAUAGUGCAGAGUUUCUGGGAGGAGAGGAAUUCCCCUGCGUACAACCAUCUGGACAAUUCUUUCUUUUACGACUUCCACGUGGGGAAUGGGAGGCCUUUUUUCAGUCAUGGCGAGGAUGGUGCGGUGAGCGACAGGAACAAGAAGUGUGUAUAUGACGAUGUAGACGCUGCCGCACUUGACGAUGGCGCAUUCUGCGUGAACCUGGCUAAGGACCUGGACCUGCAGUUCUUUACCCAUGAUGACUAA
This is a messenger RNA of Plasmodium fragile, 4530 nucleotides long. RefSeq lists its product as uncharacterized. The coding region runs from base 1 to 4530 and encodes 1509 amino acids. Gene Ontology annotation, molecular function: metal ion binding; mRNA binding. The transcript has 4 exons. The record is from RefSeq and is a predicted model, not a curated record. NCBI's taxonomy places the organism in Eukaryota, Apicomplexa, Aconoidasida, Haemosporida, Plasmodiidae.